GGGCACGGCUGUUGUGCCAUGGUGGCUCGCUAGAAGGCGGUGGUGCCUCUGCAAUGGCUUCUGCUCCCCGCUCUGAGGCCAGGCAGCUGCCCGGGGCUUCGAGGGAAGGAGGGGAAAAGCUUAGAGGAGGAGAAUGGUCUUUGUGGAGAGGAAGGAAAAACCGAGUCUAAAAUAUCCAGUCCUUUGAGUCUCUGGGAGCUUGCUGCUGACUUGAGGGCAAAGGUGGAAAAGGGCCAGGACAGAAAACUUGAGAGGUGCUACCAUCUGGUGGGCCUGCUUGCAAACUGGGGACUGCAUCCACAACACCCAAACCUCAAAGGGCCCUGAAGUCCUUGGGAGGGAGCAGGGGACAGGUUCUUUCAGUCUGGCUUGGCUGGGGAGAGCUGUGUGGUUGCUCCCUGCCUAUUGCACUUCCAGGGCUGGCCCUUGUUUCCCCUCUAAAGCCACAGCAUGAUGCUUUCCCUCCCUGCCAUAUUGUGGAGUCUUGUCUUUCAGUUGUCUCCUGUCUCAAACGAGGACAUCUGUAAAAGGAGAAAUGGGAAAAAGAAAGGGAAACAAGAACAAGGAGGAAGACAGAGCAGGAUAAAGAUGUGGGGGAAGAAAGCAUGUCUGCCAGAAAGAGGAGGGAGCCAGGGGGGCUCCUCAGCUAGUGGCCCAGUAUAAAUUUGGAACUGUAUUCACACUGGUGUGUGAAGCUGUGAGCCAGGCACAUUCCUCCAUGCAGUGGUCAAGGCAGCUCUCAGGGGUUGGUUCAGCGGGGCCUGGCCCACCUCUCCAAAGUCUGUCUGAGCUGAGCUGACAGACUUGGGAGCAGAAAUCUACUUGUUCUUCUACUGUUUCUGUGGGCCCAGCAAACUCUGGAGAAGCAACAAGGCUAGCGAAGAAAAGAGACAUUUCCUCCGGGCUGGCAGAGGUUACCUUGCAUGUAUUGGUCUUGAAGGAAAAGGCAGUGUCCCUUUCUUGGCUCUUUCAUGGUUAAGGAAAACAACCGGGCAGAGCUUGUGAUGGACAACAUCAGCAAAAUGGACUGGACAGUUGGAGGUGAGGAACAGACUGCUCUGGAGCACCCUGUCUAUGUCUGAUGAACUCUCCCCAUUCUUCCCUUGGCUGUUUUGCUGUUAAGGAUAGACGUGUCCCUUACAGCGAGGGCGGAAGGGAGGAGGAAGGAGCAGGUCUCUGACAGCUUGAUUUGCUCUUGCUUAACUUACCCAAAGAUGUCUUACAACACUUCUCUCAUCAGCCCAAGUCCUAGAGAGGAUCCCAAGGGUGGCAGUUUCUUGGAGGAAAGCAAUGGUGGGGGUGAUGACAGCAAUGUCCUGGGAGGGGACAGCCUGGUCACAGGGCCGCUGGGCGCAGUGCUGCUGGUCAUGUGCCUCACUGGGAUGGUGGGGAACAUCUACACAGUGGCAGUGGCCUCUGGCAGGGUGGCAGGCUGCUCAGCAGGCCCCUUGGGGGUCUACAUGAUCAACCUUGCCCUGGCUGACCUCCUGUACCUUUCCACCAUCCCCUUUGUGGUUUGCACCUACUUUGCCCACGACUGGUUCUUUGGGGAUGUGGGUUGCAGGCUUUUGCUCAGCCUGGACCUCCUCACCAUGCACGCCAGCAUCUUCCUCCUGACCGCCAUGAGCCUGGAGAGGUACUGGGCGGUGGCCAAGCCUCUGCGGGCCCGGCGGGCCGGCAACGCCUGCCGCAGACUGGCCAGCGCCAUCCUCUGGCUCCUCUCGCUCCUGCUCACGGCCCCCAUGAUGGCGAUGACUCAGCUGCGGCAGGGGGACGGCCCCCAAAAGCGCAUCUGCGUCCCCACCUGGACGCCAUCGGCUUUCCGGCUCUACCUGACGGUGCUGUUCGCCACCAGCGUCCUGGCACCCGGCGCCGUGCUGGGCAUCGUCUACACCCGCCUGGCCCGGGCGUACCAGUCCUCGGCCUGGCGCCGGGGGCUGCCGGUGGCCGGCCGGGCCCCUGCGCGGCGGCUCCUCUCCAGGAUCUCCGCCAUCGUGGUGGCCUACUGGGCCUGCUUCCUCCCCUUCUGGGCCUGGCAGCUGGCCGGGCUGUACCAGGGAGAGGGGCUGGGCAUCGGCCCCACUGCCCAGGCCUACCUUAACUUCGGUGUCAGCUGCCUGGCCUACGGCAACAGCUGUGUCAACCCCUUCCUGUACACCCUGCUUGCCAGCAGCUACCGCCGGCGCCGUGGCCGCGCUGGGACGGGCGAGGCGCGGCCUGCAGCACCCUCUCGGCAGGCUGUGGGAAGGCACAGCAUCCCCCCGGCUUUCAGGGAGUUCUCGGGGUCUGUGAGGGAAAGUGGGCAGUGAGCAAGCUGGGGGCAUCCGACCUUCAGCUGGGGUCAUCUUGAGAAA
This is a messenger RNA of Passer domesticus (house sparrow), 2354 nucleotides long. Its product is annotated as urotensin-2 receptor-like. The coding region runs from base 1215 to 2309 and encodes 364 amino acids. Gene Ontology annotation, cellular component: plasma membrane. Gene Ontology annotation, biological process: neuropeptide signaling pathway. The record is from RefSeq and is a predicted model, not a curated record. NCBI's taxonomy places the organism in Eukaryota, Metazoa, Chordata, Aves, Passeriformes, Passeridae. The transcript has a single exon. Gene Ontology annotation, molecular function: urotensin II receptor activity.